AUGGUAUUUGUCCGCUCCUUGUCUCGCCAGCUGCAGCGUCCAGCUGCCUCUCUCCUCUCCUCGACGAAAGCCAGAUGCAUGCCAAUGGCCCGGAGUCCCUUUCAGGGUCCGACGGCGAAUCUUAUCGGUGGUGCACGUACGCUAACCGCAUCGGCGAGCUUGCAGGGUAAAGUUCUUAUGGUUCUCUAUGACGGCGGUGAACACGCCAGACAACAGCCCGGUCUGCUGGGCGCCACCGAGAACGAGCUGGGCUUGAGAAAGUGGCUCGAGGAUCAGGGUCACACCUUGGUCACCACCUCCGACAAGGAGGGAGAGAACUCGACCUUCGACAAGGAACUGGUGGACGCUGAGGUCAUCAUCACCACUCCCUUCCACCCCGGUUAUCUGACCGCGGAGCGUCUGGCCAAGGCCAAGAACCUGAAGAUCGCCGUCACCGCCGGUGUCGGUUCGGACCACGUCGAUCUCAAUGCCGCCAACAAGACCAACGGCGGCGUCACCGUCGCCGAGGUGACCGGCUGCAACGUGGUCUCGGUCGCCGAGCACGUCGUCAUGACCAUCCUGACCCUGGUCCGCAACUUCGUCCCCGCUCACGAGCAGAUCGCCCGCGGGGAGUGGGACGUCGCCGCCGUGGCCAAGAACGAGUACGACCUCGAGAACAAGGUCGUCGGAACCGUCGCUGUGGGCCGCAUCGGUGAGCGUGUGCUCCGCCGUCUGAAGCCCUUCGACUGCAAGGAGCUGCUCUACUACGACUACCAGCCUCUGAGCCCCGAGGUCGAGAAGGAGAUCGGCUGCCGUCGCGUCGACGACCUGGAGGAGAUGCUCGCCCAGUGCGACGUGGUCACCAUCAACUGCCCGCUGCACGAGAGCACCCGCGGUCUGUUCAACAAGGAUCUCAUCUCCAAGAUGAAGAAGGGAGCCUGGCUCAUCAACACCGCCCGUGGUGCCAUCGUCGUCAAGGAGGACGUUGCCGAAGCCGUCCAGUCGGGCCAUCUGCGCGGCUACGGCGGUGAUGUCUGGUUCCCCCAGCCCGCUCCCCAGGACCAUCCCCUGCGCUACGCCCAGCACCCGUGGGGCGGCGGCAACGCCAUGGUCCCCCACAUGUCCGGUACCUCGAUUGACGCCCAGAUCCGCUACGCCAACGGCACCAAGUCUAUCCUCGAGAGCUACUUCACUGGCAAGCAUGAUUACAGGCUGGAGGAUCUCAUUGUCAAGGACGGUGACUACGUUACCAAGGCUUAUGGCCAGCGCACGAAGAAAUGA
This is a messenger RNA of Aspergillus campestris IBT 28561, 1260 nucleotides long. RefSeq names its product formate dehydrogenase (NAD+) FDH1 (gene fdh). Gene Ontology annotation, molecular function: oxidoreductase activity, acting on the CH-OH group of donors, NAD or NADP as acceptor; NAD binding; formate dehydrogenase (NAD+) activity. Gene Ontology annotation, cellular component: cytosol. Lineage: Eukaryota; Fungi; Ascomycota; Eurotiomycetes; Eurotiales; Aspergillaceae. Bases 1 to 1260 code for a protein of 419 amino acids. The record is from RefSeq and is a predicted model, not a curated record. The transcript is spliced from 4 exons.